Molecule: messenger RNA, 1521 nt
Organism: Sparassis crispa
Lineage: Eukaryota; Fungi; Basidiomycota; Agaricomycetes; Polyporales; Sparassidaceae
Product: E3 ubiquitin-protein ligase dbl4
Exons: 8
Coding region: 1-1521 (506 amino acids)
Biological process (GO): positive regulation of proteasomal ubiquitin-dependent protein catabolic process; ubiquitin-dependent protein catabolic process; protein polyubiquitination
Cellular component (GO): ubiquitin ligase complex; cytoplasm
Molecular function (GO): ubiquitin conjugating enzyme binding; ubiquitin protein ligase activity; zinc ion binding
Source: RefSeq, a predicted model, not a curated record
AUGUCUGACUACUCUGAUGACGCUCCAAGCGAUACAUACGACUCAGAUGGUUCGUUUCUAGAUGGGAACGACUCGGACGACGAGAUACCCGCCAUCAAGAGCAAGGGCAAGCAGAAGAGCACAAACAUAGAAUAUACCAGCCUGUCGGCUUUGCGUCUCCAGGAACUUGUGGACGAAGACAUACACCACGUAGCUAGCAUCAUCGGAUUAGAGUCAAGCAUAGCCUGCAUUCUGCUCCAGCAUUUCCGAUGGAACCGGGACCACCUCAUCGAGAAGUUCAUGGACAGCUCCGCGCUUGUCCUCCGAGACGCCGGCGAACCACAGAACGUCCCUGCUUCGUUGGAGCCUCGCCCGAGCAAGCGAGCACGCCUUGAUACGCCCACCGAAUUUGUGUGCAGUAUCUGCUGCGAGACAAACCCAGACGACGUCUUCAAGCUUAGGUGUACCCACGCGUUCUGCGAGGGAUGCUGGCAGAUGUACACCUCAGCAAAGAUCAAGGAGGAAGGCCAGUGUUUCUUCAACUGCAUGCAAGACGGGUGCCAAACGUUUGUGGACGAGCCAUCAGUUGCCAAGCUCGUCGACGAACGCACAUUCAAGCGCUACAAGGAGCUGGUCUUGCAGUCGUAUGUCUCCGCGUACCCACACCUGCGUUUCUGUCCACAUCCUUCUUGCACCGAGACAGUCUCGUGCACGGGCGGAGUGGGGUCUGACCUCUUCACGGAAGUUCCUACUGUGCAGUGCGGCGCCUCGCACUGGUUCUGCUUCGGAUGCGGCUUGGACUCGGACCACCGCCCGCUGAUCUGCAAGUUCGUCUCCAUCUGGCUGAAGAACGCUCGUGAGGACUCGGGAACCUCGCAGUGGAUCAAGGCGAAUACGCGGACGUGCCCAAAGUGCCAAAACAACAUCGAGAAGGCCGGCGGAUGCAACCGCAUCCUCUGCCGACAGUGCAAGUUCCAGUUCUGUUGGCUCUGCAUGCAGAAUUGGGACGUCCACGGGUACAACAACGAAGUCUGCAGCACCUGGAAGGAGCCCGAGCCGGACGAGGCGAAGACCACGGCGAAGCAGAACCUCGAUAAAUGGCUGUUCUAUUUCGAUCGCUUCAACAAUCACGAGCUGUCCGCGCGGCUUGACCAGGAGCUAUGCGAGCGCACGGAAGAGAAGAUGGUGGAGGUGCAGGAGACCAGUACUUUAUCAUGGAUCGAGGCCAAGUUCAUGCAAAACGCCGUGAAUGAGCUGACGAAGUGCAGAGUCAGCUUGAAGUGGUCAUAUGCCAUGGCAUACUUCCUCGCACAGGGCAACAAGAAGCAGAUCUUCGAGGACCUUCAGGCUGACCUCGAGAAGGCGGUUGAGGACCUCUCGCAAAUGCUCGAAGAGCCUGUGGAAGCGGACACCGUGAAGAGCUUGCGCCAGCGGAUGCUGGACAAGACGGUCUAUGUGCAAAAGAGGCAUGAAAUCCUAAUGCGGGACUCUGCGGAAGGUCUCACGGAGGGGCGCUGGGAGUGGAAUACCCCCUUGGAGUAG